Molecule: messenger RNA, 588 nt
Organism: Asparagus officinalis (garden asparagus)
Lineage: Eukaryota; Viridiplantae; Streptophyta; Magnoliopsida; Asparagales; Asparagaceae
Exons: 1
Coding region: 1-588 (195 amino acids)
Source: RefSeq, a predicted model, not a curated record
AUGUACAGAUUCAUCAUGGAUAGAGGUCACCGCUACCCAUAUAAUGUUGUUGUAUGGAAUAAGCUUCUGCCUAGCAAAGUGCGGUUGUUUACUUGGAUUUUUAGUCUUAACAGAUUGAAAACUAAAGAUAGAUUAGUAGCUCAGGGUUGGCUGGCAGACACCAACUGCCCCUUCUGUGAUGACCAUGAGUCCCACGACCAUCUUUUCCUCUCAUGCAACUUCUCCAAGCAGAUCUGGGUUCCAUGCCUAUCUAAAAUUGGUAUUGUCUCUCUCCCCACAAGCAUCAACCACUGUCUCUCUAUCUGUUCUGACAAGUCCCUCCACUCAUCCGUUAGACUUCUAUGGGGCUUCAGUUUUCCUACGGUUUGUUGGAUCAUUUGGAAAGCUAGAAAUGACUUCAUCUUCUCUAAUCAGUCUUCUACGCCUCACCAUAUCAUCAACAAGGCGGUUCACUUUCUUCUUUUCUGGACAGGUGCCUCCUCUUCCAAGAAAGCUAGUAAGUUGAACAAGGUCAUCUUCAGCUCGGGGCUCCCCGAUAUUGCAGAAUCAAGUGCAGAUAGCAAUGGUCUUCCUAUCCCUCAUGGGUAG